AUGGGGAGCUCCCCGGGAACGGGCGACGCGGAACCUGCGCCGGAAGCGUCCCAAACAAUGUCGCCAUCGUUCCAAAGUCAGCGGGAACUGCCAGCUGAGGCUUCACCUGUGAUACAACGUCGUCAAGAAAUUCAGCAGAAGCGAUCGUCUAUUCCCCCCAGACCAAACGGUGCUGCUCGCCACGCAAAACGUCUGACCCUCAACUUUCCUAUCAACGUUGUUCCGGGUCUUGAAUCCGAUCCUAACGUCACUUCCCCUGAUUCUAUGACACCUGCCACAUUCUCGGCGGCCCGUCCAUCUCCCCUCCCUGCCGCUGGAACUCCGGUCGUGUUCGACGAUCAGGAUGAUGGCUCUAGCCUUCUCACUGCCAUUGCGUCACAGGAACGGAAGGUGCUGGAACUCCGCGAGGAGCUUCAGCGGGCGGAGGCGGAGCUGGAUACUUUGAAGAAACAAUGGGCUUCCUCGGAGAAGACGAAGAAACGCACGGAGAUCAACCACCGAGCGGAGCCGCUGCUUCCUCUGCGGUCGCCUGACCGCGCGACCCAUGACGAAUCGAGCCAGCAUGGUAGAGAACGCAGUGCAGGCACCGCGGAUGGCUCUUCGGCCGUGCAGGCUCGACGCAGCCGCGAUCUUGAGCGACGCCAAAGCCUACGAGCCAGUGUAAAUAGCGGCACCGCGAUAUCUGCGAAUGGACGGCGGGUGUUCCAAGGAUCUCAUACGCGGGCAUUGUCGUUGCUCUCGCCCGUCAAUGGUCCGGGUGUCAACCAACAGUUUGGUACUGAUGCGGACGGCAACCGUGCGACUAGAACGCCGCGAUCGGCGACCUUGCCUUCUGUUGAACGCGCUGCAACGACCGAGAUGAACGAACGGCCUACGGAGGAUAUGAUCUCUCAGUGGCGGAGGACCAUGCCGCCCCCGUCUCGGGAGGCACUGGUGCGUACCGGUAAGCAGAUGGCUUCCGAUCUGAGAGAAGGUUUGUGGACGUUCCUGGAGGACAUUCGACAGGCUACGGUGGGAGAAGAGGGAAUCAAUGCCACUCAGUCGAGAGGAGUGCCGCCCGCGCGGAAACGAGAUUCCAGCUCCGCGUCCCGAAGCAGAGACCGGUUGUCGGUGCAUGGAGGCAAAUCAUCGCGGUCACCGUCGUCCUCGCGGGGCAAGGCGGCAGGGACACAAUUAUCUGGUAAAGACACUGAAUCGGCGGACAUAGACGUGUCGUUCUGGAGUGAAUUCGGCAUUGAUACAGCUGGGCAGAAGUCCACGAAAGCUCGCGGAGCCUCAAAUACCCCACGCGGGGCGACCGAACAAGAAACCUCCAACAAUCUCGACGUUGAAGAGAACUGGGAUGACUGGGAUACUCCCCAGCCCAAGAAGACGCACACCCCUUCGUCGAGCCGCUCCACGCUGGAGUCCAAGCAUGACCAGUCUCCGAUGACACAGAACAGUAGCCCUCGUACAAGCGGCAGUUUUGGAGACUGGCGCGCCACACAGGAUGACUUCGUCCCCGACCCCAGCGUAUCAGAUGGCAUUCCCUGGCCUGCAAUCACCAAAUUCGCUCCCUCGAAGCUCACCCGGACAGCAUCCAAUUUGAUGGCCGAGUGGGAGCGCAGUCUUUCACCCUCACCUGAGAGAAAGAAUCAAACGAGCUCUUCGCCUCUCAAUAAGGACGGUAAAAAAGACUGA
Aspergillus lentulus is the source of this 1680-nucleotide messenger RNA. RefSeq names its product DUF4048 domain-containing protein. The record is from RefSeq and is a predicted model, not a curated record. NCBI's taxonomy places the organism in Eukaryota, Fungi, Ascomycota, Eurotiomycetes, Eurotiales, Aspergillaceae.